AUGGUUGGAACGGCUUCACUUCAAGUUAAUAACCGUAAUGUCGGUUCACUCGGUUUCGGCUUAAUGAAUUUCACAUGGCGCCCUACCAAUACCCCAGACGAGGAAGCAUUUGCCGCCAUGAACGCUGCUCUGGCCGAUGGUGCCAACUUCUUCGUCUCCGGCGAGUUUUACGGCACUCAAGAUCCACAGGACAACCUCUUCCUUAUCAACAGAUAUCUCACAAAAUACCCAGAAAAAGCAGGGAAAAUUGUUCUUUCUGUCAAAGGCGGUGUGAACCUUGCUAUUCGAGCGCCUGAUGGCUCGCCAGAAGGGAUUAGAAAAUCAAUCGAUAAUAUCUUAGAUAAACUCGACGGCAAGGCCAAACUCGACGUCUUUUGUAUUGCCAGAGUCGAUGCCUCAAACCCCGUGGAAACCACCUGGAAGACAAUUAAAGAGGAAUAUAUCGACACCGGAAAGAUUGGAGGGUUGUGCUUAUCUGAAGUAUCCGCCGCUACACUUCAAAAGGCGUUGAAGAUUGUGCCGGUAUCGGUAUUAGAAGUUGAAGUUUCGCUUUGGGCGACGGAGAUUUUUGAAAACGGAUUGGCCGAAGUAUGCGCUGAGCAUAAUAUCCCCAUCGCGGCUUACUCCCCACUUGGAAGGGGUUUCUUGACAGGCCAGUUGAAGCGUCCCGAGGAUAUUCCAGAGGGAGAUAUGAGAAGAUAUUUUGAUAGAUUCCAACCAGAAAAUUUUGGGAAGAACCUCGAGCUUGUUGAAGCCAUUCAGAAAAUUGCGCAAAAGAAAGGUGUUACGCCUGCUCAACUCGCUCUUGCCUGGGUAGUUCAACAGGGGAAGAAGUUCGGAUGUACUGUCAUUCCAAUCUUUGGUGCUACUAAGGAGUCCCAAGUCGUCGAGAACCUUCAAGAGACCAGUUUGACCUCCGAGGAAAUGGCGGAAAUAGAUGCGGUUUUGAAGAGCAUUAGGCCAAUUGGUGGGCGCUACAAUGCAGCUCAUGAGUCAGCUCUCUAUGCCUAA
Orbilia oligospora ATCC 24927 is the source of this 1011-nucleotide messenger RNA. RefSeq lists its product as uncharacterized. The coding region runs from base 1 to 1011 and encodes 336 amino acids. The transcript has 4 exons. The record is from RefSeq and is a predicted model, not a curated record. Lineage: Eukaryota; Fungi; Ascomycota; Orbiliomycetes; Orbiliales; Orbiliaceae. Gene Ontology annotation, cellular component: cytoplasm.